Mus pahari (shrew mouse) is the source of this 8889-nucleotide messenger RNA. Its product is annotated as KIAA1549 like. The transcript is spliced from 20 exons. Bases 58 to 5835 code for a protein of 1925 amino acids. The record is from RefSeq and is a predicted model, not a curated record. Lineage: Eukaryota; Metazoa; Chordata; Mammalia; Rodentia; Muridae.
CCUACAGCCCCAUCAGCCACCUCAAGCGCUGUCUCCCCAUCACAGCCCCUGGUAGAGAUGCCUUCCCUUUCAAAGCAUCUGUUGAGGUCAGACAGCUCCCUUCUCCCUCCGCCAUCAUCAUCUUCAUUGGCCCCCGACUCACCGCAUUCCAUCCCCCCUCCUAAGCCAGUACAGCAGCCCACCAAAGUGCCUUUGUUUCCCCAAAUGACACCAGCUGACUCCUCGUCAGGUCAGAGCCCAGUUAAUGUCCUGAACCCAUUUUUUCAUAAAACAAACCUCUUUCCAUCCAGAAAUGCCCAGACUCUCAUAGGUACCCCUCGCCUAGACUUUUCUACAUCCUCAACAAAGCAGUACUCUGAGCUGUCCCCAUCAGAGAGUCCCCACUCAGCAGCUUCCCCAACUCCUGGGGUUCUGAGCUCCAUAGCAGAACUGGACCACCUGUCUCUCCCUUCCCUAGCCCCUGGAGGCCUUCCAGGUGGAACCUCCUCACGGUCCACGUGGAAAGAGGCUUUGAGCCCUGUAUCUACCCAGCCAGCCCGCACAGCGGGGUCUGUCAGAGGGCGCAGUGCAGAAUCAUUGCCCAUUUAUCUGCGCACAGCGGCAGCAAGCUAUGAGGCCUGGGCCCCACGAUUCCAGACUGCAGAGUCAGUGAUGACCAGCAGAGAGCUAGCCCCUGUUCCUCCUACAAAUAGUUUGGCCAACUGGCCACAUUUGUCAGAAGUGCCAGAGAGUUCCAGGAAGCCCACCCUCUCCCCAGAGAGCAAACCUUCCUCUUUGGUGCCUCCUCCUCAGCCUCUCACUACACUCGGUCAAGGGCAAAUGGUCCACCCUGAGGCAGCUCCUGGAUCACCACCGAAGGGGACAGGCACCCCUCUCUUCCUGCUUACUGUCCUCCAGUCCAAUGAGGACCACGCCUCUCAAGCCCCUGCGCCAGAGGCACCCACGGCCCGGGAAGAUGACCGUGAUGAGGACCUUCCUGAAGCCACACAGCUUCUCUCAAGCAAACUUCCUAAUCCUCCUCCUACAAUUUGGACAUUUCCUCAGCAAAAGGAGGACAGCGCGGCAGCCAUUUUCUGGAUAAAUGAAAAGGCAAACGGGACAGCUUCUCUGUGGGCUCUGCCAACGAAAGAGGCCCCCAGUCGUCGUGCAGUGAAGGGAUCCACCUCUGAUUUUAGCACAGGUCGUCUCUCACCUCUCAUCAUGACAGCACUAAGAACAGACCUCUCUCCUCCAGGGUCACCUCCAUCAUCCACGCUCACCACACAAGCCUCUUCUCCUCGCUCUUCUGGCACCAAGCUAGAGACUCUCGCAGCUGUCACAAGCCAGUCAGAGUUGCCAGCUUCAGCUUCCAAACAGGUGACAGAACUUCCCUCCUCCACCGACGUCCGUGGUCUCCCAACAAUGGGAGGCAUGAGAAAGCCAGCAGCCACAGAUGUUUUCUGGAGCUUUCUUUCAGCAGAAACUGCAUCCCUCGCCACACAAUCGGGGCUAUCUGGCUCUCAGCAGCCAACCAAUCACGAUGUAAACACUCAUACAAUUAACUCCACACAUUGGGAACUUCAUCCAGCCUCAGCGGCUCUUCCCGGUGGUACAACUUCAGCUGCCAAUGCAUUACAAUCUCAGAAUUUCAAAGAGAUUGCUGGGCAGCUGGUGGCUGCAGACAGCUUUAACUUCCAGGACACAGUCCUCAAUCCCAGGACCAGCCAGCCUCUCCAACUCUCAGAAGAAGCUGUAGUCGAAAGCCACACAGACCUCCUGCCCACAGGCAAGCAUGCCAGAGACUUCGACACAGAAAUGGUUCAUUACUACUCCCCCACAAGUCAACAUCCUAUGUCACAACUGCCCAUCCGGCCAGCCCAUCCUUUUUGGCCAACCUGGCCAAGUUUAGCUUCUGCGGCUAGCUUGCACCAAAUGCUUUCAGACGGAACAGACACAGGUUCACAAAUUUACAGUGACAUCUAUCUGUCACCGGGGGAAAAUGGCUCCCCACAAUCCCAGAGUGUCCUGGAAUAUCACUCAUCUACAGCCUCACCUUCCGUAUCAACCGGUGCCUUUUCCAGGACCCCUUCCAAAGUACUGCGAACCUCCCGGCGCCCCAAGAAAUGGACAGGUGCAGCCACUCACACAGGUAGUUUGUUUCCUGGUACCCAGAAAACAGUGGGAACCUCUGUGCCCUCCAAAGGAGAACUGUCAGCAACCGCAGCAGCCACCGCCACCACCACGUUGUUUCUGAGAAAAUCAAGUCCAGCGCCACUGUCUGCGGCCCUCACUGCUAAGGGCACUGGCGGCGGAGGCGGCGGCAGCAGCAGCUUAGCCAAGAGCAGUCUGACCACUGCUCUAGCAAAAAAUGUCACCAACAAGGCAGCCUCAGGCCCAAAGGUGACAGCAGGGACCAUCCACACAGCCUUCUCAUUCACACCGACCUACAUGCUCGCCCGGACAGCACACAGCUUGAGCACACACACAGCCGUGCAAGGGGCCACAGGCUCUGUGUCAGGCCUGUUGUCCACAACACACCUCCCCAAGAAGCCACAAGCCACGCACACUGGUCUCCCCAAUCCUACCAGGCCAGACACACCCAGAGCAUCCACGCCCCGCCCACUGACAGUCACUGCCGCGCUAACGUCCAUGACGGCAUCAGUAAAGGCCACGAGACUGCCAUCUUUGCAGACAGGAAACACGGAUGCUGCUUUUCCAGCUGUGUCUACUGCGAUGGUCACAACUGGCAGAAUGGCAUCCAACUUGGACUGUCAGAUGUCCCACAAGUCCCUAGUGAAGACAGUUUUCUUCCUAACUCAGAGGAGAAUUCAGAGCAGCGAGUCCUUGAAGCUUGGGGUAACCAAAGGGCUCACACAGGCAUUGCGGAAGGCUUUCCACCAGAAUGAUGUCUCAGCUCACGUGGACAUUCUGGAAUAUUCUCAUAAUGUCACAGUUGGCUAUUAUGCUACCAGAGGGAGGCUGGUGUAUUUGCCGGCUGUGGUGAUGGACGUGCUGGGCGUGUAUGGAGUCAGCAAUGUCACUGCCGAUCUGAAGCAGCACACUCCCAACUUACAGUCUGUGGCGGUGCUGGCCUCCCCGUGGAAGCCCCCGCCUGCAGGCGCCUUCCAGCUGAAGACAGUGCUGCAGUUUGUAAGCCAGUCGGACAACAUCCAGUCCUGCAGGUUUGCCCAGACAAUGGAGCAGAGGCUGCAGAAGGCAUUCCAGGAUGCAGAGAGGAAGGUCCUCAGCACCAGGAGCAACCUGACAGUUCAGAUCGUGAGCACAUCCAAUGCCUCCCAAGCUGUCACACUGGUGUAUGCGGUGGGCAAUCAGAGCUCGUUCCUCAACGGCACCGUGGCCAGCAGCCUCCUUAGCCAGCUCUCAGCUGAGCUGGUAGGAUUCUACCUCACCUACCCUCCACUUACCAUCGCUGAACCGCUGGAAUAUCCCAACCUCGACACAUCAGAAACAACCAGAGACUACUGGGUCAUCACAGUGCUCCAGGGUGUGGACAACUCGCUGGUGGGCCUGCACAACCAGAGCUUUGCCCGGGUCAUGGAGCAGCGCCUGGCUCAGCUGUUCAUGAUGUCCCAGCAACAGGGCCGGCGGUUUAGACGUGCUACCACUUUGGGAAGCUACACUGUGCAGAUGGUAAAGAUGCAGCGAGUGCCAGGACCAAAGGACCCGGCAGAGCUGACGUACUACACGCUGUACAAUGGGAAGCCACUGCUGGGGACUGCAGCAGCCAAGAUCCUGAGCACCAUCGACUCCCAGAGGAUGGCCCUGACCCUGCAUCACGUUGUCCUUCUACAAGCUGACCCCGUGGUAAAGAAUCCACCCAACAACCUGUGGAUCAUCGCUGCUGUGCUGGCUCCCAUCGCCGUGGUCACCAUCAUCAUCAUCAUCAUCACUGCUGUGCUCUGUAGGAAGAACAAGAAUGACUUCAAGCCGGACACCAUGAUAAACCUGCCACAGAGAGCGAAGCCCGUGCAAGGCUUUGACUACGCCAAGCAGCAUCUGGGCCAGCAAGGGGCAGAUGAGGAGGUCAUCCCUGUGACCCAGGAAACAGUGGUCCUCCCCAUACCUGUCAGAGAUACUCCUCAGGAAAGAGACACAGCUCAGGAUGGCAGCACCAUCAGGACGGCUAAGUCCACUGAAACCAGAAAGAGCAGGUCGCCCAGUGAGAAUGGCUCUGUCAUCAGCAACGAAUCAGGAAAGCCCAGCUCAGGGAGGCUCUCACCCCAGAAUGGAAUGACACAGCAGAAAGUGACAAAGGAGGAGUCCAGGAAGAGAAAUGUGACAGCGAGUGAUGAAGAGGAGGGAGGAGGUCUCUUUGACAGCGCUGGCAAGGCGGCAGCAGAUCCCUUUGACACAUCUUCCGGAUCUGUGCAGCUCAUCGCUAUCAAACCAUCAGCUCUGCCCGUAGUGCACCCUGCCUCUGACAGGGGCCAGGAGUCCUCAGCAGCGCUCAAUGGUGAGGUGAACAAGGCUCUGAAGCAGAAAUCAGACAUCGAGCACUAUCGGAACAAGCUGCGCCUGAAAGCCAAGAGGAAGGGGUAUUAUGACUUCCCCCCAGUGGAGGCCAGCAAAGGCCUGACGGAAAGGAAGAUGUAUGAGAAAGCCCCCAAAGAAGUGGAGCAUGUUUUGGACCCGGACCCAGAACUGUGUGCUCCCUUUGCAGAGUCUAAGAACAGGCAACAGAUGAAGAACUCUGUCUACCGAAGCCGUCAGUCUCUGAAUAGCCCGAGUCCGGGAGAAACUGAGAUGGACCUUCUGGUCACACGCGAGCGACCCCGGCGUGGAAUCCGGAACAGCGGAUAUGACACUGAACCUGAGAUCAUAGAGGAGACCAACGUGGACAGAGUCCACGAGCCCCGGGGCUACGGCAGGGCACGGCAGGUGAAGGGCCACUCAGAGACCUCCACUCUGAGCUCGCAGCCUUCCAUUGACGAAGUCCGGCAGCAGAUGCACAUGCUUCUGGAGGAAGCCUUCAGCCUGGCAUCUGCUGGCCAUGCAGGCCAAAGCCGGCACCAGGAGACCUAUGGCUCCUCUCAACACCUGCCGUACUCAGAGGUGGUGACCAGUGCUCCAGGGACCAUGACACGGCCCAGGGCUGGAGUGCAGUGGGUGCCCACCUACCGACCAGAAAUGUACCAGUACAGUCUGCCCCGGCCGGCUUACAGGUUCUCCCAGCUUCCUGAAAUGGUCAUGGGCUCUCCCCCACCCCCUGUUCCUCCUCGAACAGGCCCUGUGGCCGUGGCUUCUCUCAGGCGGUCCACCUCAGACAUCGGCAGCAAGACCCGGAUGGCGGAGUCCACGGGACCUGAGCCCACCCAGUUGCAUGACAGUGCCUCAUUUGCCCAGGUGUCCAGAGGUCCUGUGUCGGUGACACAGUUGGAUCAGUCGGCUUUAAAUUACUCAGGUAACACGGUGCCAGCGGUGUUUGCCAUCCCAGCUGCCAACAGACCCGGCUUUACCGGCUACUUCAUCCCAACACCACCCUCAUCCUACAGGAGCCAGGCCUGGAUGUCCUAUGCAGGAGAGAAUGAGCUCCCGAGCCAGUGGGCUGAUUCGGUCCCUCUUCCUGGGUACAUCGAGGCCUACCCCCGGUCACGUUACCAACAGAGCUCCCCCUCCAGGCUCCCUCGCCAGUAUAGCCAGCCAACCAACCUUCACCCCAGCCUAGAGCAGGCCCCUGUCCCCUCUGCAGCUGCCUCACAGCAAAGCCUGACAGAAAAUGAGCCUCCGGACACUCCGCUGACCAACAUCUCCACAGCAGCCCUUGUGAAGGCUAUCCGAGAGGAAGUAGCCAAGUUGGCCAAGAAGCAGACAGACAUGUUUGAGUUCCAGGUCUAAAGCCUCAACUCUGAGGGGAUCUGCACUUGAAGGCUGUAAGGCAGCCAACAGGCUUUGGGCUCCUCUCCCCUAACGGUGGAGGCUCUGGAUAAUAAAUAACAAUAGACAUGGUCUUUCUCACCCUCGGAUUCUAAGAGCCAACAGUGGGGCUGCAGGAAAGCAGGAAACUUGUGAACAACUGGAGUCUGACUUCUGCAGCCCAUUGUGGGUCAACAAGUCCCUAACAGGGACCCUGUGCUUGAAAUUCUGUUGAGCUGAAUGUCUGGACUGUGGGUGGAAAGUCCCCAAGGAGCCCUAGUCGUGAGAGGCACUAGCUAGCCUGCAGGUUCCUGUCCAAUGUCCCAUUUUCAUAAGUCACCAGGAGGGAGAGAAUGCUGCUCUGUCUUCAGUGACCUCUGCAUGUUCUCUUUCUGUGUUAAAGGCAACACAGGAGUGUGAUUAACCACCAGACUGUACUCUCGAGUUGAGCCAUGACCACAAUUGCUUUAAAAAAUAUCACCUCUAGUCUAUAAGGGAGAUACUGACUCUCAAGCCAAGAAACUUGAUUCUCUUUGCUUUUAAAGGUUCAUGUUCAAAGUCAAAUGAAUUGGAUGGAAAUCAGUUCCAAUGGCUGUGCCUAUAAAUAGUCCUGACUCCUUUUCUCCCCCACCUGUUAAUUAAAGGCCAAGAAAGAGCGGCAGUGAGCCAGAAUGGCAGACUUGGGUUGAAGGGCUGUUUAAGAGGUGUUGUCAUUUUGGAAAUAGAGUCUCCUGCAAAUCAGUAUCCAAAUGAAAGACAAUCGGUGCUAAGAGGCUUGGGAGCCUACAGAAGAGAAGCAGUUGUUUGUGGAGGUUUUGCUUUGUCCAUAUUGAGGAUGGCUUGAGAACCUGGCCAUCCGGAGGGAACAAUAGAUGCAUCAACUUUAACAAGAUCUAUCUCCUACCCAGUGGCGUGAGGCAUGCACUGCCGAGUGGUACGAAGCAGACCAUGACCAAUUCCAUUAGAAGUGGGAAAGGUGGAUCCACGGUCUUCCCAAGCGGCAGUGUCUGUCCCUAGAAACCUCUGAAUGUAGGAAAUCUUACGUGAAAUUAAGACAUCUUUCUUAAAAGUCUGUGGAGUUCACCAGUUCUCCAUGGUGGAUGGACGCAGGAGGAAACUUGCUGAGCCGGCAAGGAUGUUACCCUGGGGAGUAAUGUCCCCUUCUCUCUCUCUCUCUCUCUCUCUCUCUCUCUCUCUCUCUCUCUCUCUCUCUCUCUCCCUGGUAUGGAGCAUCAGCUUGCAGAGUCCUGGGUGGAAACACUGCCUUGUAGCUGUGGGGUACCAGCCACAGAUGACCCCUCUUGUACAAAUAAAACCGAUUUGGGGUACCAGAAGUAAAGGAAACCCUAAGUUUCCACCCUAGCUUUGGGAGCCAUGUAUGGUGUCAGUGGGUCAGUUUGGUGUGUAUUGGGGAACAUGGUCCUACCCCACCUUCACCCAUGACCCAUCUUGCUUCCGCUGUCCCCAUGUCCCUCCUAACCCAUCUAUGCAUUGUCUUCAUGAGUUUCUUUGGUCUUUACUGAAGGAAGAGAGAGGGGAGGAGGAUUGGAACUGAUCAGAACAGGAGAUUCAAACUGUCAAAGCACAGGACUUCCCCAAGGAGCCGUUUUUACUUCCCUAUAGCAAACUGUCCUUUCUGGAAUGUUCAGAGAUGAUAAUGUCGUGGAAUCCCCAGACAAGUCUCUUGUGGGGAUGAUGUUAGGUAGUGAGCGCCCUUUUAGUAUGCUGGUUGAUCUUUCAUAGUCUUAGUCUUUUGUUACUUAAUAAGAAAUCAGCUAUAAAUAAAAUGUAUUUUUGUAAUUUCCAUGUGUAUAUAUGGUAUAUUUCUACCAAUGGCCAGUUAUAGUCCAAAUCCGAAAUCAGCUUGCAGAACACUGUGGCCAGUGCAAGAUUUUACUGAUAGACUAACGCAAUGCCUAAACCCAGCCACGCGGGCAUUCGAUGCACUUGAAUGAACAAAGAGCCAAAGAAACUCAACCUUUUCAUGCUAAUGGUGUAAGACUGAUAUCGCCAGCUACAUUGCUCCACUUUAUCAAUAACAUCAGCUUUCCAUCCAUGUGGCGUAUCAACACGGGACUUUGUGGAUUUGGCAAAUUCUUGGAAUGUGAGAAAGAAAUUUCUAGACCAUAGAAUAUGUAUGCUUCAGAAAGACAGUGUCUAAGCUUUGGGCUCCAGUAACUUCCAGAAAGAUCAUGAAUCCAGAGUUAACAGUGGUAUAGCUCCAGAUUGCUAGGAAGAUGAAGCCGCCGCUCACUGGAGUCUUGGCAGAACCUAUGAAAUGGGGUGAUGAUAUUUUAAUCGGGACAAUUAAAAUAGAGCAUGGUAAAUCAGCUGCCCUUUUCAGCUAGACACCAUGGGUUCAAGAAGUCUAUGCAAAGAAAACCUUAAAUUAAUGAAAACAUUAAUAUGCUCAUGUUCUACCAUGAUUAAAGCCUCCUGGGACUAAGAUGUUGUUCCUCCCCUAAAGAGUCUUCUAAUCAUAUAGAGGUAAUAGGUCCCCAGAUAGGAAACUGAGUUUAGAUGGUUAAAAUCACAUGAUAUAAAAAUGAGAUGAGGUUCCACGGGAGCCCAGAGGAGGCAGCAGUGAGCUCAGAUCAUCAUGACCUUCCAGACAGUCACAGAAGCCAUAGAGGAUCUCAAUGGUUUGCAAGGAGGAAGGCAAACUCCAGACAAGUGGAGGGUCGAGCCCCAGCCUGCUGACUCAUGCCCCAGCCUGCUGACUCAUGCCCCAGCCUGCUGACUCAUGCCCCAGCCUGCUGACUCAUGCUCCAGCCUGCUGACUCAUGCCCCAGCCUGCUGACUCAUGCCCCAGCCUGCAGACUCAUGCCCCAGCCUGCUGACUCAUGCUCCAGCCUGCUGACUCAUGCUCCAGCCUGCUGACUCAUGCCCCAGCCUGCUGACUCAUGCUCCAGCCUGCUGACUCAUGCCCCCAGCCUGCUGACUCAUGCCCCAGCCUGCUCUCCAUUUCACCACGCUGCCUGUACACUUGUUGGGGACACAUUUCUUUAACUGUGCCCAGAAAUUUAAAAAAAAAAA